This is a messenger RNA of Phalaenopsis equestris, 2602 nucleotides long. RefSeq names its product potassium transporter 5-like. Gene Ontology annotation, molecular function: potassium ion transmembrane transporter activity. Bases 208 to 2442 code for a protein of 744 amino acids. Gene Ontology annotation, biological process: potassium ion transmembrane transport. The transcript has 9 exons. Gene Ontology annotation, cellular component: membrane. Lineage: Eukaryota; Viridiplantae; Streptophyta; Magnoliopsida; Asparagales; Orchidaceae. The record is from RefSeq and is a predicted model, not a curated record.
UUUACAAACUGUAGAGACAACGAGUGUGAGCAAACGAAUUAUUUUGAAAACGUGAAACGAAGAAGGAUCGCGGAAACCAAUCUCCAAGGUGGCGGGAGCUGGUGACAUCACCGCUUUCUUCACGUUCUUUGCCGCUUUUAAAAUGAUUCGAUUCCAUUCCAUGGAUCUCCGUGGGAGCAAGGUUGCUAAGCAGAUUUUCUCUUCACCAUGGGCGAUGAUGUGAUCUUGAGCAUGGAUGCAGUUGAAGCUGAAUCUGUGGAGAAGAAUAGAGAAACAGUAGAAGAAGAGAAGCAUGAGACGAAGGAGAUUCUCAGGUUGGAUUCCCUAGAAAACGAAGCCGGAAAGAUCUCUAGCUUCCACAGUGCUUCUAAAGUUUUGUCCAUAGCCACCGUUCUGCAACUGGCUUUUCAGAGCAUUGGAGUUGUGUAUGGGGAUAUUGGUACCUCGCCUCUUUAUGUGUUCUCGAGCACGUUCUCGGGCAGGAUUCCUAGCAAGAACGACGUCGUUGGCGCAUUGUCUCUUAUAAUCUAUACUCUUACUCUCUUCCCUCUCAUCAAAUACGUCUUCAUUGUACUCUGGGCUAAUGACAACGGAGAUGGGGGAACUUUUGCACUAUACUCACUGAUAUGCAGGAAUUCCAAGGUGAGUGCAAUUCCGAAUGAGAGACAAGAAGAGAUGGAGCUAUCUGCAUAUAAAUUGAGGGUUCCCAACAAGAACUUGAAGAGGGCUCAGAGGAUAAAGGACGCAUUGGAGAGGAGCAGUUGGGCUAAGACAAGUCUUCUUUCAAUGGCGCUUCUUGGUACUUGUAUGGUUAUUGGUGAUGGAAUCUUAACUCCCUGCAUUUCAGUUCUAUCUGCGGUUGAUGGAGUAAGGAAAUUUGAUGCAGGGAUGAGUAAAGAUGUUGUAGCCAUGAUUUCAGUUGUCAUAUUAGUUGUUCUCUUCUCGAUCCAAAGGUUCGGCACAGAUAAAGUAGGUUACACUUUUGCUCCCGCAAUCCUUAUCUGGUUCAUGUUCAUAGGAAGCAUUGGAAUCUUUAAUAUUUUCCGCCAUGAUAGUACCGUUCUCAAGGCCUUCAAUCCCAUCUACUUCAUCGCAUAUUUUAAGAGAGACAUGAAAGCAGCGUGGAUCUCACUUGGAGGAGUUGUUCUCUGCAUGACAGGAACUGAAGCAAUGUUUGCUGAUCUUGGUCAUUUCUCAGUGAGAUCAAUUCAGAUCGCAUUCUCUGGAAUAGUUUAUCCAUGUUUGAUCUGUGCUUAUGUUGGGCAAGCUGCAUACUUGUCUAUAUUCCCUGAAAAUGUAGCAGACGCAUUCUACAAAUCAGUUCCAGAGUCUGUUUACUGGCCAAUAUUUGUUGCCGCCAUCAUGGCAUCUAUCAUCGCAAGCCAAGCAAUGAUCUCUGCAACUUUUGCCAUCAUAAAGCAGUCAAUGGCGUUAGGCUGCUUCCCAAGAGUUAGAAUCAUUCACACAUCGCACAAACAUGAAGGCCAAGUUUAUAUCCCUGAGAUCAACUUUCUACUCAUGCUGGCCUGUGUUUUGGUCACUGCAUCCUUCAAAGAAACAACCAACAUUGCAAAUGCCUAUGGCAUUGCAGUGGUGGGAGUGAUGUUGGUUACCUCUUCACUACUGGUUUUGAUAAUGUUAAUGGUCUGGCAGACGAGCCUCCCUGUCGUUGCCCUCUUUGUGUUAAGCUUUGGCUCCUUCGAGCUUGUCUACUUCUCCUCAGUGCUCUACAAGUUCACAAGCGGAGGCUAUCUUCCACUUACUUUUGCUUCAGCUAUGUACUUUGUGAUGUAUGUGUGGAACUAUGUGCAGACAAAGCGUCACAACUUUGAAGUAGAGCAAAAGGUUUCUACAGAAUACUUGAACAGCCUCGGUUCCCACCUUGGCAUCUCAAGGGUCCCUGGUCUUGGCCUCCUCUACACUGAGCUCACACAUGGAAUCCCUGCCAUCUUUUCUCAUUUUCUCACGAACUUACCAGCAAUUCACUCUGUUCUUGUCUUCGUCUCUGUCAAGUACUUGCCCGUUAACACAGUGCCGGCCGAGGAGAGGUUUCUGCUGCGAAGAGUGGGACCUAAAGACUAUAAGAUGUACAGGUGCAUUGCAAGAUAUGGAUAUAAAGACAGGAGAAUUGGGCAUGACGAGUUUGAGGUUUUACUAAUGGAGAACCUCAAGAACUUCAUAAGAAAUGAGAGCUGGGAGGAAGGGGACUGUAAUGUAGAAGGAGAGGAGGAGAUUAAGUUCUUGGAGAAGUCAAGAGAAGCAGGAGUUGUUUACUUGCUGGGUCACAGUGAGGUCAGGGCUAGUGAGAAUUCUUCUUUGCUGAAGAGAGUGAUUGUCAAUUAUGUUUAUGAUUUCUUGAGGAGGAACUGCAGGCAGGGUUUUGUUGAUCUCCAGAUACCAAACAAGAACCUUCUGCAAGUUGGAAUGAACUAUAGCGUUUAAGGGCACUGAUAAUGCUAGUUACAGAAGGAUAGACCAGCUUGAUUAAAAUUUGGAAUUCCUAGGAAACAGAAUAUACUGCCCAAUGUUUCAUAUAAAUAAAUUGAUAUUUACAGGACAGGUAUGUAAAAUGUUAUCUGUUGUCGUUAGUGCUACAAUCUGA